AGUUUAGCCCAAAGACAGUCGUUCGGGCUCUCGAACUAGAAUAAAUUUGGAAAGUUGCAGGAACUGCAAAGUGCAGAGGAAGAAAGAAUUAGGGUUUUCAUCUUUGUCAUCAGAAAACGAAAAUGAUUUACGACGUUAACUCUCCACUUUUCCGAUCCUUCCUUAGUCAGAAGGGUGGCUCCUCUGAUAAGAGGAAAUCAGAGGAGCAGAAGCCAAAAGAGCAGAAACCCAAAGCCAGUGAGAACAAACCUAUAAUGACAGAGUGAUAACAACUUGUCCUCAUUCGGUUGUGGAAUGAAAUUAGAUGGUAGUAGGUUUUGUGUUGCUGCUAUAAAAUAGAAGAUCCUUUUGUUUGUGUUGAGUUACAUGCAGUGAUGCCGGAUUUUGUUAUUGUAAUGGAUUGAUUUUGGAUAUGCUUGGAAUGAAACAGUAAUGGACACAAUUUGAGCUCAGCCAUUGGAGACUUUCGCACA
Vigna unguiculata (cowpea) is the source of this 473-nucleotide messenger RNA. RefSeq names its product wound-responsive protein-like protein. The record is from RefSeq and is a predicted model, not a curated record. Lineage: Eukaryota; Viridiplantae; Streptophyta; Magnoliopsida; Fabales; Fabaceae.